AUGGCUAGCACACAGAAAAUCCGGACAACCAUCACCGAUCUGUUCCAGAUCCCCCACCCAGUAUUGCUGGCUGGUAUGAAUGUUGCCGCGGGGCCAAAGCUAGCCGCAGCAGUAACCAACGCUGGUGGCAUGGGUGUACUCGGAGGCAUUAGUUAUACUCCUGCCAUGCUACGAGAGCAAAUCGAUGAGCUCAAAUCUUUCUUGGUCGACAAGAAUGCUCCGUUUGGGGUAGACUUGUUACUGCCACAAGUCGGCGGCAACGCCCGAAAGACGAACUACGAUUAUACCAAGGGCAAGCUAUCAGAACUCGUUGACAUAAUUAUCGAUUCUGGCGCGAAGCUUUUUGUUUCCGCAGUUGGUGUCCCACCAAAGGCCAUCGUUGAAAAGUUACACAAUGCUGGUGUCCUAUACAUGAACAUGGUCGGCCAUCCAAAACAUGUGAAGAAGUGCCUGGACCUCGGUUGUGACAUCAUUUGUGCUCAAGGAGGCGAGGGUGGUGGCCACACAGGAGACGUGCCCACCCUGGUACUUGUCCCCGCUGUUGUGGAAAUCUGCAAGAGGCAUAUAUCCCCUGCAACAGGUCAGCCAGUGCCAGUCAUUGCUGCUGGUGGUAUUUACAACGGGAAGUUGCUCGCAGCCGCCUUGAUGAUGGGUGCAAGUGCCGUAUGGGUUGGCACGAGAUUCAUCCUUACCGAGGAGGCUGGCGCCUCCGAAGCGCACAAGGAAGCCGUCCGGACAGCCGGAUUCGACGAUAAUAUCCGCACAAUCAUCUUCACAGGACGGCCGUUGCGGGUUCGCAAGAAUGCCUAUAUCGAAAAUUGGGAGACCAAUCGCCAGGAGGAGAUCCGCGAGCUGACAUCGAAGGGAGUCAUUCCCUACGAAGCAGACCUGGACAGAGCGGAAAAUGAGGCCGCACAGGACGACACGAAGGGUUCGCUGGAGCUGGACACUUUAUUGGAACUAGGUCAGCCGUUUUUGAUGGGAAAAUGUGCCGCAGUAGUCACCGAAAAGAAGGCGGCGAGGGAGGUGGUGGAUGCAUUUGUAAACGAUGCAGCCGAACGGAUUCAGAAAGGUGGCGAGUUUUUAGUCAAGUUGUGA
Molecule: messenger RNA, 1098 nt
Organism: Ilyonectria robusta
Lineage: Eukaryota; Fungi; Ascomycota; Sordariomycetes; Hypocreales; Nectriaceae
Product: 2-nitropropane dioxygenase
Exons: 3
Coding region: 1-1098 (365 amino acids)
Molecular function (GO): nitronate monooxygenase activity
Source: RefSeq, a predicted model, not a curated record